This is a messenger RNA of Schizosaccharomyces osmophilus, 885 nucleotides long. It is a transcript of the gene ctr1, whose product is annotated as telomerase regulatory factor Ctr1. Gene Ontology annotation, cellular component: nucleus. NCBI's taxonomy places the organism in Eukaryota, Fungi, Ascomycota, Schizosaccharomycetes, Schizosaccharomycetales, Schizosaccharomycetaceae. The transcript has a single exon. The coding region runs from base 1 to 885 and encodes 294 amino acids. The record is from RefSeq and is a predicted model, not a curated record.
AUGGACCAACGCAACAAGCAAGCAAUCCACACAGACGCGACAAGCAACUUGACUUUUCUCAGUGAAUUAGCAGAGGAAAAAGCUAGAUUCGAAGAGGAGAGGAGGCAAAGGGUUAACAAUAGGAUAGAUUAUGGAACGACAAACAAACGGGCUGCUCGAAUAAAAAAGGACGAAGCAAGCUCGAGUCAUCCGAGGACCAAAAGGCAAGGUGAGGAAGAAGCUCCCCGAAAGAAGCCAAAUAAUGAACAGAAACGACGACUUUAUUUAAAGAAUAAUGAUGAAAAUGAAGAGGAUUUGAGGAGAAGUAAAUUGGGUUUGGAGCAUAAAGCUCAAAAAUAUAACCAGCUUUUACAAGACAACAGUCAAAUUACUGAGGGUGAAGAGACGCUGGUUGAUUUUACGAAAAAGUGGGCCGAAGAAAGUCGGGAGAAUGAGUUUAUUGAGGUUACGGAUGAAUUUGGGCGAACUAGACAAGUGUCCAUUUAUGAAGCGGGACAAACGCUUCUCCCUUCGAAAGAGGAUUACAAGCCGGAAAAUGUCAUUCGUGGUGAAUAUAUGCCAGAGUACGAGGUUGAUGAGCAGCGCAUUGAGGAUUUGCACCGCCAAGACGAGCAACAAGCUGUACAUUACGACGCCUCCAAAGAAAUUCGUACAAAAGGCAUAGGGUUUUUCCAAUUUUCGCUAGAUGAGAAAGAAAGAAAACAACAAUUUGAAUCCUUAGGUGAGAUACAUGAGGAUACACUUCACCAUCAACCGCAGAAAAUGGGGUUAGAUAUACUGAAUGAACGAGAAAACAAAUUAGCAUCCCGAAGAAAUACCCUUCAAAAGCACUACGAAAGAACAAUUGGAGAAGAAUGGAUUAAGCAGCAAUUCCAUGGUGUUUAG